This is a messenger RNA of Lepidothrix coronata (blue-crowned manakin), 1496 nucleotides long. RefSeq names its product mediator complex subunit 19 (gene MED19). Gene Ontology annotation, biological process: positive regulation of transcription by RNA polymerase II. NCBI's taxonomy places the organism in Eukaryota, Metazoa, Chordata, Aves, Passeriformes, Pipridae. The record is from RefSeq and is a predicted model, not a curated record. The transcript is spliced from 8 exons. The annotation marks the transcript as partial. Gene Ontology annotation, cellular component: mediator complex. Gene Ontology annotation, molecular function: transcription coregulator activity; transcription factor binding.
UUCGGGCCCGCCAAGCCGCCGGGCGCCGGGGCCGCGCCGCCGCCCGCCGCCGCCGCCGCGCCGCCGCCGGGCGAGGACGCGGCCCGCAAGGCCGCCGCUGGCCCCUUUUACCUGCUGCGGGAGCUGCCAGGCACCACGGAGCUGACGGGCAGCACCAACCUCAUCACGCACUACAACCUGGAGCACGCCUACAACAAGUUCUGUGGGAAGAAGGUGAAGGAGAAGCUCAGCAACUUCCUCCCCGACCUGCCCGGCAUGAUCGACCUGCCCGGCUCCCACGACAGCAGCAGCCUGCGCUCGCUCAUCGAGAAGCCGCCCAUCUGCGGCAGCUCCUUCACGCCCCUCACGGGGGCCAUGCUGACCGGGUUCCGCCUGCACGCCGGCCCGCUGCCCGAGCAGUGCCGGCUGAUGCACAUCCAGCCCCCUAAGAAGAAGAACAAGCACAAGCACAAGCAGAGCCGCACGCAGGACCCCGUCCCCCCAGAAACCCCCUCAGACUCCGACCACAAGAAGAAAAAGAAGAAAAAAGAGGAGGAUCCGGAGCGGAAGAGGAAGAAGAAAGAGAAGAAGAAAAAGAAGAACCGGCACAGCCCGGAGCACCCGGGCGUGGGCAGCUCCCAGGCCAGCAGCAGCUUACGGUGAGACCACCCCAGCACCGCCCCGGGGACCCCCUGGCCGAUGGCCCUGGCUGACCCUGGGCAGGGGCACUGGGCUGGCCUGUCCACCCCCCCCCGGCAGAGAGGACACCCCCACAGGCCCCUGGGACCAGAGGCACAGACUCUGCGGGUGCUGACCUCGGGCUUUUGUACCAAAAGACCCUGGAGCGUCGGGGCCUGUUUUUUAGUUACCUCUGAACUAAAGUCUCUGCUCUGGGGAGGGGCUGGGGGCCGCGGCUGCUGCGACCCUCGGCCGUCACGGCGUGGGGAGCAGCCCUGAGCGAGGGCUCCCUGGAGUGUGCGCCAUCAGCACCACCCUGAGCUCCUGCCCCGGCUCUCAGCCUGGCUCUUACCUUGGCUUUGGCCCUGUCCUGCUCUGGCCCUCGCCUCCCAGGCCUGCUGAGGGCAGGGGGGACCCCUGGAGAGGCACCGUGUCCCUGCGCAGAGGUGGCAGCUGCCGCGGGCACCGGGAUCUCCAGCAGCAGUCACAGAGACACCACAGCCCUCCUCCGGAUCUCGAGCCUCACCAGCACCUGCCACACCUUCCCUGGAGCAGCUUUCCCCAUGCCUGGAAAAUCCUUACCUUCUGUGGGAGCAGUUUGCCCAAAAGCAGCCCGAGGAGCAGCUGGGCUUGGCUAUCCCCAGGCCUCCUUCCCUCUCCCCACCUCAGGAUGGGGAAGGCUGAGACCCCAAGGAACAGGAGCUCCUCCAUCCCUGGACGCCAAACAAAGCACACGCACGGCCCCGGGGUGGCUCAUUAAAUAUCCUUUUAUUCCUCGUUUUUAAAAUGGCUGAUAAUAAUAAAAAACCCCUGCGAGGCUCUGUGGGGCCCCGGGAGCU